Hydatigera taeniaeformis is the source of this 351-nucleotide messenger RNA. NCBI's taxonomy places the organism in Eukaryota, Metazoa, Platyhelminthes, Cestoda, Cyclophyllidea, Taeniidae. The record is from the annotation of a GenBank genome assembly.
AUGGAGGUCUCCCAAGGGGAAGAUGAGGAUUCACCACUGGAGACACAGGAACGACCUAUAACCUCUCCAGAGGAGGCAACAACUAGUGCCGACAGUGGCGAGUCCUAUAGGAACGAGGAUGAGGCGAAACAGUUGCCUCAUAAUAGGAAAUCCCCUAUACCGAUAGUCUCUGUGCUACGAAAAUGUCCCAACCAGUUUAGAGCCUCAAUUCGCACCCGACGUUUUGUAGUUGAUGGCAAAGAGCACACAACCACCUCGAAGAGGGUCUUUCUCGCCGAGGAGUCUGUUCGACCUGUCGAGAAUAGUGCGGCUAGAAUGCGAGCUCUGCGAGAUUUCCGUGAGUUGGCAAAA